CUACUUGCCAGCCAGCCAAUGAAGCCACAUGAUAAUAGUAAACAGUAGAAAAUGGCGUCCUCUCAGGAUGCUUGGUAUUUAUCGUUAUUAGGUUUGGCAGAAAAUUUUAGAACGUCUAGUCCUCCAAAUAUAAAAUUGUGUAUUCAGUGUCUUCAAGCAGUUUUUAAUUUUAAGCCUCCACCUAGAGUAGAGGCAAGGACUCAUUUGCAACUGGGAAAUAUACUCUUGACACAUACGAAAAAUAUUGACUUAGCCAGGAAUAAUUUAGAACAAGCAUGGCUCUUAUCACAAAUGAUCAAUGCCUUCGAUGACGUCAAAUUUGAAGCAGCAAGUGUGUUAGCUGAACUUUACGAACAGCAAAAUCAAUCAAAUCUGUCCAAACCUAUUCUAAGGAAAGCCAUCGAAUUGUCUCAACACAGUAUAUAUUGGCAUUGUAGAUUGAUUUUUCAAUUAGCGCAAAUCCAUGCAACGGAGAAGGAUUAUGAAUUGGCUAGUAGUCUGCUUGGUGUUGGGGUAGACUAUGCGCAUAUAUCAGCUGCCAGCUAUACAAGAGUGCUAUUCCUUCUUAGUAGGUGUAUGCUCUUAUUAAUAGACAAGAAAUUUUUAGAAGUGCUGCCAUUAUUAAACCAAGCUGGACAUCUUGUUGAAACUUGGCAGGGAAGUCAAUAUCAGAAAGAAUACUUGAAAGUAUUUUUUCUUGUAUUGCAGGUUUGUCAUUACCUGAUGGCUGGACAAGUAAAAAGUGUGAAGCCAUGUUUAAAGCAGUUACAACAGAGUAUACAAACAAUAAUGCAGCCUUCGUGGCCUUCAGAUGAAGUUGUCAGUGGUUCUAACAUGGGUGACAUGUUCAUAUGGAUGCCAAAGGAACAUUUGUAUGUUUUAGUGUACCUUGUAACAGUUAUGCACAGUAUGCAGGCAGGGUACAUGGACAAAGCUCAAAAGUACACCGAUAAAGCGCUCAUGCAAAUUGAAAAGUUGAAAAUUGUGGACAACAAGCCGAUCCUGUCGGUGUUCCAGCUGAUGCUGCUGGAGCACAUAGUGAUGUGUCGCCUGGUAAUGGGCAAUAAGUCACUGGCGCUGCAGGAGAUGUCGCAGGCAUGCGCACUGUGCCAGUCUAGUCCCAAGCUGCUGCAGUCGCACCGGCCCCAGCUGCACACGCUGCUCGGCCUCUACGCCAUGUCCAUGAACUGCAUGGAGGCCGCCGAGGCUCAGUUCAUGGCCGCGCUAAGGAUAUCGCAAGAACGAGAUCUGUGGACGUUCGCCAAUCUGAAUUUGGGAAUAGUUUAUUUGCGAGCGAAGAGAGAAGCCGAAUUCGCUGCUCUGCUCGAACGCAUCAAUCCGGAAAGCCUUGUCUCGCAUUCUCACAGCUUGAGGGCGGCUGCUUACUAUGUACAGGGACUACAGUCAUUCUUUCAGACUAGAUAUAAUGAGGCCAAGAGGUAUCUGAGAGAAACGUUGAAGAUGGCGAAUGCAGAAGACUCGAACAGGUUGACAUCGUGUUCGUUAGUUCUGCUGGGACAUAUAUUCUUAUCAUUGGGAAACAGUCGAGAAAGUAUGAACAUGGUCACACCUGCUAUGCAGCUCGCCAGUAAAAUACCCGAUGUUCAUGUUCAAUUAUGGGCUUCGGCUAUUCUAAAAGAUUUGUACAGAAUAUGUGGGGAACCUGUAAGAGAGAAUGAAGCCUACCAGAUGCAUCUGAAUUUUUCUCAAAUGCUUCUGAAGGAUCACUUUCAAUCGUCGCAGAUGCCCGAGCACAGUCUGAUAUUCUGGACGGAGGGAAACUGUCCAAUUAUAUCAUCGAAUCCUCCAAGCACAUCAUCGGCAUUGAUAUAAUGUGGACAAGAAACAUAAAUAUUACUUCUUGUUGGAGGAAGACUAGAACACAUCUUCGUUUCAGGCCAGAAAAAAACAAAUAGACGGAAUGAUAUUAUGUACAAAAUGUGAAUGUAUUUGUAUAUAAUAACGUUGAUAUUGAUGAGGAUAUUAUAUUGAUUGUAAGUUAUAGCGAUAAAUUUAACCAUAUAUUGAACCUCAGUGCCACGUGUGAAUGAAAUUAGCGAGCCUUGCCUCAGAAAAAUCACGUUAUGCUGGAGCUAAAGCUGAUUUGUUCAGUGAAUGUGCGUAUAUAUAUGGUAUCUAUAGUAGAAAACCAAAAUUUUCUGAAAGAGCGGUUUAAUUUUCUAUGAUGACUUGAAUUGAAUUGAAUAUUAUAAUAAUUAAGAUAAGGACCUUUGCACAAAAAUGUGCUUCAGAUUUACCUGUUUGAAGAAAUAUAUAUAUUUGUUACUCUAUGAAUAAUGAUAUUAUUUAUAAAUACUUUCAUAUAGGGAUAAUAUAAUUGUACUGUAGGGUGUAUUUAUUUGUUUAUGUACAUGUGAAUGUCAAUCAUCUUAUAAUUUUAGGGUUUAAUUCAAUUUAAUUUAAUAAUAUUGCCGAGUGACCUGACUCAGGUCUGGUACCUGGAGUUUUCAAGUCGCAUAUGAUCAAUUUCAGGGUCUCUGUCAAGGAUGAACGACUGCUUUUAGGCAGCCGGGUCCGACGGAAUGAACACUUGAACCAUCCAUUCUAUCUAUAACACAUUCAUAGAAUGAAUGAGUGUUAUACUGUAUCGAAUUACAUCUAUAACCGUUAUUGGAAGUUGAGACUUUUCUUGCCGAGGAUGAUGCCUGUAUGCUUAGAUAAUGGUUGAUUUUAAUUCUCUUUCUCUUAUAGUUGAGUGAAAACAAACCUGAUGAAUGAUUUCACUAAUUUAAUUAUUAUUCCAUUAUCACUGAAAUACUGAACAAAACUCAUUUAAUUGGCUGUUCCCAUUAUUCAUCCAUUGAAGGUCUGAAAUCUAAUCAAUUAAUAUUUUGAAUAUCAAUCAUUGACAGAUAUUAUUCUAGUAGUAGUAGUAACACCUUAGAACCUUAUUGGUUUGAGAUUAUGUUUUCACUAACAAUUGUAUGUAAAAUGUAUGAAUCUUCAUGAUGUAUUUAUUAGUUAUAUCACCGUUGAUAUCUCCUAUCUUUGAUUUUUCAUCACUGAACUUGAGUUAUGUUCUUUAUUGGACUCAACUAUUGUGAAGUCGAUUUUGACUGUUAAAUAGGGAUAUUGAUUAUCUAUACCAUAGUUGUUCAUUGAGAUUAGAUCUAUGAUCAAAGUGCGCUUGAGGAAUUCACAUCAUGAUCUAUUGUAGCCCUUUUUUUGAUUGCUCAUUUAUUACCGUAGCUGGAGAAGUUCUGUUUGUUUAUCAACAGCAAUAUAUAUAAUUUUUGUAUUACUAACAUUACAUCUUUCUCGAACCGGUGAGAUUUUGAAAUGCAUCACAUUUGA
Molecule: messenger RNA, 3315 nt
Organism: Nilaparvata lugens (brown planthopper)
Lineage: Eukaryota; Metazoa; Arthropoda; Insecta; Hemiptera; Delphacidae
Gene: Mau2
Product: MAU2 chromatid cohesion factor homolog
Exons: 11
Coding region: 52-1833 (593 amino acids)
Biological process (GO): maintenance of mitotic sister chromatid cohesion; mitotic sister chromatid cohesion
Cellular component (GO): chromatin; SMC loading complex
Molecular function (GO): protein binding; double-stranded DNA binding
Source: RefSeq, a predicted model, not a curated record